This is a messenger RNA of Trypanosoma rangeli, 609 nucleotides long. RefSeq lists its product as uncharacterized. The record is from RefSeq and is a predicted model, not a curated record. Bases 1 to 609 code for a protein of 202 amino acids. The transcript has a single exon. Lineage: Eukaryota; Euglenozoa; Kinetoplastea; Trypanosomatida; Trypanosomatidae.
AUGAAUCGCAUGUUGGUCAUUCAAAUGCUUCAUAGUAAAGCCAUGGAGCGAAGGAUGAGGGCAGAAUGCGAUGUUGUUUUUGCUGAAGAAAUGGGUUUUCGUGAACUUAUUAGUUUAGAAGAAGGGUUUAGAUGGGAAGAGAUGCUUAAUUGGGCUGAGCUGGAGGUAUACCAGCUGAAGUUGGCUCUGACCGAGCAAGAAAUGCUAAACCAUUUUCGUUUCAAUGUAGUGGGCUCUUUUGGACUUGAUAAACUUGGGGAAAAAGAGAUGACACUUCAUUCUUCAAUUAUGGGUCUGCGAAACCGGUUGGAACAGGCGGAGAAAGACUUGAACUCAAUCAAUUCCAGACACACUGAGUUUCUGCAAGAGAAAAUGCGGAAGUGGAAUAAUGAAAAGGAGGCGCUCGAUCUUCAGAUGGAAGAACUGCGCAUCCGAAUAACAAGACUGAAUCAGGGACCUGAUGCUCUGGCGCCAACCAAAUCGCCAAGAAGCGGGGUGGUGGACGUAACGAGAAGCAGGACCGAAACUCCCACAGAGGGUAUUCAUAUAUCCUAUUUAACAGAAAGGACGAAAGAAGCCCUUUCCCGGGCUCAGGAUAUAUUAUCAUAA